Cydia pomonella (codling moth) is the source of this 1934-nucleotide messenger RNA. Its product is annotated as sodium-independent sulfate anion transporter-like. Gene Ontology annotation, biological process: transmembrane transport. Bases 212 to 1810 code for a protein of 532 amino acids. The transcript is spliced from 7 exons. Gene Ontology annotation, cellular component: membrane. Gene Ontology annotation, molecular function: sulfate transmembrane transporter activity. The record is from RefSeq and is a predicted model, not a curated record. Lineage: Eukaryota; Metazoa; Arthropoda; Insecta; Lepidoptera; Tortricidae.
UGUGUAGGACCGUUUUGUUUUUUAGGCUAAUUCAUGUCAGUUUUGAAUACCAUAUAUAGUAAAUUACGCCGUUUUUGCGAAUAUUUGAAGUGUACUAGCGCUUUAAAAAAAUCAUUGCUCUUGCUUCAAAAACCACGGACGAAACAGUUUGUAUGGAGAAAUGACCACUCCUGUUGCCUCUUAAAAAGUGAAUGUAUUGUAUGUAUUAGGUAUGUAUAUACUUAUUAUAUAUGUAGGUAUCAUUACUUAUACGCCGACUUUCUAUUCCAGGAUGAUUCCGCGACGCAAACACAACGCCUCCUCGGGCUCGCUGCCAGCGCCCGACGACAAGACCGCCAGCAACGACUACAUACUGAACGCGGGGUCCGAGAAGUGCGCGGGCGGCUGGCGCGCCGCCGUGCGCCGGCGCCUCAACCGCAAGACGCUGCACAAGCGCGUGCCCGUGACGCGCUGGCUGCCGCGCUACUCCAGCCAGGACGCGCUCGGCGACCUCAUCGCCGGCGUCACCGUGGGCCUCACCGUCAUCCCGCAGUCGCUCGCCUACUCCAACAUCGCCGGCCUGCCGCCGCAGCACGGGCUCUACGGCUCGUUCAUCGGCUGCUUCGUGUAUAUCGUGCUGGGCGGCUGCCGCGCCGUGCCGGCCGGACCCACCGCCAUCGCCUCGCUGCUCACGUGGCAGGUGGCCAACGGCGUGACCGAGAAGGCGAUCCUGCUCUGCAUGCUGUCGGGGCUCGUGGAGCUGCUGAUGGGCGUGCUGGGGCUCGGCUUCCUGAUUGACUUCGUGUCGGGCCCGGUGUCGUCGGGUUUCACAUCGGCCGUGGCGCUGAUGAUCGCCACCAGCCAGGUCAAGGACCUGUUCGCGAUCAGUGUGACGGGCACCACGUUUCUGCAGCAGUGGAUCUCGGUGUUUCGCAACUUGCACGGUGCCGCUCUCUGGGACCCCAUCCUCGGCUUCAUUUGCAUCGCGUUGCUGCUCUCUAUGCGGCGGAUCGGCAUGGUGCAGCUGGGCGGCGAGGCGCCGAGCGCGCGGCAGCGCUGGGCGACGCGCUGCUGCUGGCUGCUGGGCACGUGCCGCAACGCCGUGGUGGUGGUGGCGUCCGGCGCGCUCGGCUUCUGGUUCGUGUCCCGCCAGGGCGCCGCGCCCGUGCGCCUCAUGGCUGAUAACGUGAGAGGCGGCUCGAUCCCGUCCGGCGUGCCGGUGCCGGCGCUGCCGCCGGUCAGCUACGUGCGCGCAGACAACUCCACCGCCGACUUCCUCGAGAUGAUCUCGGAGAUGGGCUCCGGCAUCAUCGUGAUCCCGCUCAUCGUGCUGCUGGAGGACAUCGCCAUCUGCAAGGCGUUCUCGGACGGCAAGACCAUCGACGCCACGCAGGAAAUGAUCGCCAUCGGCACGUCCAACAUCGCCAACUCGUUCAUGGGCGCGUACCCGGGCGGCGGCUCGCUCGCGCGCUCCGUCGUGUCCAACGGCUCCGGCGUACGCACGCCCUUCAACGGCAUCUACACCGGCAUCAUGGUGAUCCUGGCGCUGCAGUUCUUCACGCAGUACUUCGAGUUCAUCCCGAAGGCGGCGCUGGCGGCUGUCAUCAUCUCCGCCAUCGUCUUCAUGGUGGAGUACCACGUCGUCAAGCCCAUGUGGAGAGCUAAAAAGCUGGACCUGAUCCCGGGCAUCGGCACGUUCGUGCUGUGCCUGACGCUGCCGCUGGAGAUGGGCAUCCUCACCGGCGUCAUCGUCAAUAUCAUCUUCAUCCUCUACCACGCGGCGCGCCCCAAGUUCACCGUCGAGAUGCUGAAAGUGAGUUCGAGAGACUAACCAGAUGAGUUUUUGUGGCCAGUGGCGUCAGGUAUAAAGAGUUGUGGUAGUUUUCUAUCUGGGCUCCGUAACCUAAGGUAUCUGCGCUAGAGAAGGCCCAUCGUUAUUUUAUUAUUAUUACGAG